Molecule: messenger RNA, 417 nt
Organism: Tarenaya hassleriana
Lineage: Eukaryota; Viridiplantae; Streptophyta; Magnoliopsida; Brassicales; Cleomaceae
Exons: 1
Coding region: 1-417 (138 amino acids)
Biological process (GO): double fertilization forming a zygote and endosperm; regulation of double fertilization forming a zygote and endosperm; regulation of protein localization to cell surface
Cellular component (GO): vesicle; extracellular region
Source: RefSeq, a predicted model, not a curated record
AUGGAGAGCAAAUGGAGGGUGAUCUUUUCAACGUUGCUAGUUGUCAGUUUGUGCAUCACUGAUUGCGCGAAACAAAGCCUAGCGGCGGAAGGGCAACAACCGCAGCAACUUCCCGGUUUACCUGAACUCUUCCCGCCCGGCGUUCCCGGUUUCCCUGGACUUUUCCCGCCCGGUUUACCCGGUUUUCCGGAUUUGACAAAAUGCGGGUCGACGUUGUUCAACAUUCCGGGAUGCUUGCUGCAAAUAUCAACGUCAAUUUUCACUGGGCAGUUUGGAAACGUGGGAAUUCCAUGUUGCAAGGAACUUUUGGAUUUAAGUGAAAAUUGUUUACCAUCCAUUUUUCCUUUAAAUCCGUUUGUUCCCCUUCUCAAAAGUAGUUGUUCCAAGGCUGUGGCGGCUCCUCCUGCAUCAAAGUAG